AUGAGCUUUGACACGGCACCUAACGAGGCGAAGACCGCCACGGACGAUACGCAGCAGCGCACGCCCUCGAUCUACACCAGCGAUGUGGUGCGAAGGAUGUCACGGCAUGGGUCAGCGCUGCCGCUAUGCAUGUCUCGCGCUCAGCACGAAGCACGCCGUCAGUCCACAUCCAUCCACUCUGCCAGCAAGCGACGUAAUCGCCGUUCCAGCGGUUUUCUUCCCAACUCAAGCAUCACUCCGCUGACGGCGAUGCCGGGGGCAAACGGCUGGAGCGCGUUGAUAAGCUGCGCGGAUGCGCACACCGAGGUGGGGCGGGCGAUCCAGAUGUGCUCCUUCUAUCCCAGUAUGCGCGUCAGUGGUACCGCCUUUGAGAACUCCCUCAACCUGGCCCACCGGCAGGGCACGCACGCCGCCAGCGGCUCAUUUUGUUUGUCGUCGCACGGCCGGUUUGGGGGUGUCGACAUCACCGGAGGCAUUGUCCCCGUCCUGCAGGAUGACGGGCUACGCCAGCGUACAAUGAGCAUAAGCGUGGUACCUGAGUCUUCUGCAACCCUGCGGGAUGCGCUGGAGGAAUCGCGCUCCGUGCUAGAGCUGAGUCAAGGCAGCAUCCGCGCUCCCUCUGCCGGCGGCGCUGGCACGUAUGGCAGUGGCCGCAAUUCUUUGUCCACCGCAGAUGUUGCCCUGCGCACGGUUGCAUUCAUGGGGGGCAGCAGCAUGGUGCAGAUGGCGUGCGCCAUGAAGCGGGCUGCGAUGUGGGAGGUGUUGGUUGUGACGGCCCUGACACACCGAGUGAUGGAGAUCCGCUUCCGCCGUCAGCGGCUGCGCCGAGUCCUAGAGCGCCACCUUUUGCCCACGCUGCUGAAGCGCAAGAACGAGACGGGGUCGUUUGUCCCUAGCAGUACUCACUUAAAACGCAGCGCGAGCACCGUCAGUGGCGAUGUCACCAGCCGAGGCGCGCUGCUCGACGAUGCUGGCGCUGUUCCGCAAGGCACCUAUCUCCGCGACCACGACGCCUUCUUUGACUCUCUGCACAACACCACUCUCCUCCAAUCUUUCGCCGAGACGAUGACGCGGGAACGCUUCCUGCCAGGCGACAUCAUCGCAAGGGCCGGCGACUCUAGCCAGAAGGCCAUGUACUUCCUGAUCGCCGGCAAGUGCGAAGUGUGCACGGAGCGUGGAGGCAAAGAUGGCGACGGCCCCCAGCCAGCUGACGGGACGACCGCCGCGAAUGGUAAUGUGCGACAUCAUCAACGGAAAAUUGGCGGCGGCACUGCGUCCCGGCCGAUCAAGGAAGUGAUCAUGGCCGGCACCUCCUUUGGUGGUGUGUUUGGCGGCAGCGCUCUCUUCGCUGGCACCUACCGCGCGUUGUCGCAGUGCAUCGUGUGGGUGCUGCGGGCUGAGGCGUUUGAGGAGAUUUUUCGCUCGUUCGCGGACCGCACAAUGCUGGACAAGUACAAGGAGGCGCUUCGACAGCACAGUCUGUGGUGGCUGCAGCAGUGGUACCACCCUGCCAAGUGCUACGGGUCUAUCCCCAUCUACCGCAAGCUCACGAAGUGUAUGUCCUCCUACCUGAGCGAUUUCACUCCCGUUGUGAAGGUCCGCGGCGAGACCAUCUUUUCCCACGGUGACGUUGCCGGCGACGUGUACUGCAUGCUCGAGGGGACAGUGCUGCGGCGGACAAAAGGUGCAGCGGGAACGUACGGCGACGACGGCGUUGCGCAGCGUUUGGGCACCAACUCCUUCACCGCGCUCAAUGUUGUGGGUCGCUACCUCAUGCUCGGUGAGGAGCCGCACUUGGUCCCAGGGGUGCAACCCUACACCUGCACCGUCAGCAGCCGUGCCGCACUCUUUUUCAAGGUAUCUGGCGAGCGGUUUGUGAACGCGCUGCUCGACGACCCGUUACUCUACGCACAGCUGCGAGGGCAACUGAUGCGACAGCGGCAGGAAAACAUGCGCCUUCACCUCGAGUGUCUCGCCUAUGUACCACUGUUGCAACGCUUCCCGGCCGAGAAGCGAGAGGAGCUUGUGCAGCACGCACGGCCACGCGUGAUAGGCCGCUCCGUCUCCUUGUGCGAUCCGGCGCAGCACAUCUCUGAUCUUCUCAUUAUCGUGAGCGGCAGCGUCCGUGAUCCGCGGCACUACAACCAGAAGGCAACCAAGCCUCUCGAGGUGCCGGCGUCGUGCGAGGUGGAAAACCAGGAUGGCACUCCGAGCGAGGACGGCGGCGCCAACUCACACGGCAGAAGCGGCAAGGCAGAUCGGCGUCAUGGUAUUCAUGGCCCGAAAUCAGGACACGCGAUGGAUCGUGACACGAUUCCCGCUUCUAGCACCGCUAUUGUUGAUAUGCACGCAACUGCCAGGUCGGACCCUCAAAGCCGGGCUUGCGAGGGCGUCGCCGUGCGACGGAGCGUCCAGAUCACUCUCUCCGACGUCCCGACCGAGAAGAAGGAGGUGGAGGAGGAUGUAGUGGAGUGGAACUUCUCCUUUCGCGAUGCGCCGCUCUCGUCUGCAUUUUCGGCCACAGUGACGUCCUCGAACAACGUCGCGAACGUGAAGGCAAGCGGGAUAUGCAGCACCGCCUCUGCCCCUGUGAUGUCGGCGCAGCAGCAGCACAUGCUGAUGCUCGAUUCGGCUCCCCUCGUCUACCCCGACGAGUCAGAAGACAUUAAUCCAGUGCUGCCGCUGCAGCCGGCCCGCCGCUUCGUCUCAACCCUGGGAGGCAGCUGGGAGGCCCUUCUGUUGGACAAGUGGCCCAACGGCUGGGAGUCGGUGACGACGGUGGAGAUGUGGGCCAUUCCAACCCGCAUGCUGCGCCUCGUUUACAACAGCUGCACCAAGCCGGUACAGCUAUCCAUCUUGAAUGGUUUGCGUCACGCGCAGAAGGAGGACCUGCAGCUGCCCACUCUCCCGCACACAAAACUGCCACCGAUGAGCAUCUACACUCAUCACGGGGAAGCAGUGGCGGCGGCAGCGGCCACCGCCGCGAAGGGCAGUGGCCGGCGCGGCGGUGACAGGAAAGCGGCCCCGCCCGCACGUAGCGGUUUGACUGCGGGGAUCAGCGGCGAGGAGAACGGGGUGGUGGGGGUGGGGACGCAGCACUCGGCUCUCACACGCAGCACUGGCCCAACGGAGUCGGCUACGCAAACCGUCGCGGUGACGGCUGUCACCAAGGAAGCGAAUGGAAAGGCGCGCCUACUCGUCCCUGUUUCUGCCAGGCAGACGACACGUGGGGCUACGCUGCCACUUUCAAACCAGAAGACCGCGCAGACCAGCCGCACCGGGGCAGACGCAGCUCAGGACACGUUGUCACGCGGGGACGAGACGCAGGCAAGCGCAUCGGCGAGGCAGACCCAGAACGGUCGGACGCGCAGCUUGCGGCGACUCCGCGAGGCAGCCACUGCGCAAGGUGCUGGUAAGGUGAUGCCUGCAGAACCCACCGUGAACCCCGCCUUGCUGGCCUGCUACAACGGGGUGGUCGGCGCAGCCGAUCCGCUCAUGCUGCGAAUUGUGCGCGACCCGGUGGCGGUGGUGCCGCCGCGGCGGGGCACAAGCAGCGCCAUGCCGGCACCUGCCUCGAUGAAAGCAGCACAGCGGCUUCCACUGAUUGCAUCGUCUUCUGAAGCUGCCUCGGCGGCAGCGUGGCCGACUCUUCCUGUGGCCCGGGAUCGCUGGUUUCAUGCCGUGCCAUCCUAUGAACCCUUGCCAGGGACGGCGCAUGGGGCGCAGACGCUGGCUUCGCCACCGGUGUUUGCGCCGAACUCGACAGCUCUUGCGUCCGCCUGCAUCUCCCCCAUCCCACACCAUGGCAAGACGCUGGAGGGCUAUGUGGCCUACUACGCCGCCACCGUUUCUCCAGCGCGUCCUGCCAGCAGGAUAAGCGUUGACGGAAUGUCAGUCACCGGCGCCGCAGUGGCGGUGCCGGCACCUGCUGCCACUCUGAAGCACUCUCCAUCGCAGACGGAGCUAGGCACGAGCCGCAUUCAUUUGCCGAAGCGCCGCGCUUACGCCGUUUGA
Molecule: messenger RNA, 4014 nt
Organism: Leishmania mexicana MHOM/GT/2001/U1103
Lineage: Eukaryota; Euglenozoa; Kinetoplastea; Trypanosomatida; Trypanosomatidae
Exons: 1
Coding region: 1-4014 (1337 amino acids)
Cellular component (GO): cytosol
Molecular function (GO): DNA-binding transcription factor activity
Source: RefSeq, a predicted model, not a curated record